AACCGACAGCGGCGUCUCCCGACACGUCCCCUGCACACGCACCCCGGCACCGGCACACGCUCGGCACGCUUUUUCUCCGCCCGGGCUCCGUCCUGCGCCCACAAUGACUCCCAGGGAGCGUAAAUAAACACGGGAAGGGCUGCCUGUUUUGACUCCUGGAAGACCUGUGCUGGGGACCAGAGCCACUUUUGUUUUUCUCACGGAGAAGGUGAUCUCUCCGCGCCUCCCUCUCUCCCCGGGAUUCGUUCAAGGAGGACGAAGAGAGGCAGGGAGAGGGCGGCGAGAGCGGGGUUUCGCUUUCCGAGCGGCCGGAGCCGAGACGCCAGGAGGGGACCGCGGCCGCCCGGAGCCCGCGGCCGCGCGCCGGGACCGCUCCGGAGACGCCGCGGGCGCCGGGCCCUUUCUGCACGAGGUUGGCUCCAGCCCCCGCAGCCGCGUUGGAUCCCACGGCCUACUGCGAGACUCCGGUGUACAGCCCGGAUCUCUGCCCCAACAUGAUCGCGGCCCAGGCCAAGCUGGUGUACCACCUGAACAAGUACUACAACGAGAAGUGCCAGGCCCGGAAGGCCGCCAUCGCCAAGACCAUCCGCGAAGUCUGCAAAGUCGUGUCCGACGUGCUCAAGGAGGUGGAAGUGCAGGAGCCGCGCUUCAUCAGCUCCCUCAACGAGAUGGACAACCGCUACGAAGGCCUGGAGGUCAUCUCGCCCACCGAGUUCGAGGUGGUGCUCUACCUGAACCAGAUGGGGGUGUUCAACUUCGUGGACGACGGCUCGCUGCCCGGCUGCGCGGUGCUGAAGCUGAGCGACGGGCGCAAGCGGAGCAUGUCCCUGUGGGUGGAAUUCAUCACCGCCUCCGGCUACCUCUCGGCGCGCAAGAUCCGGUCCCGGUUCCAGACGCUGGUGGCUCAGGCGGUGGACAAAUGCAGCUACAGGGACGUGGUAAAGAUGGUGGCGGACACCAGCGAAGUGAAACUGCGGAUCCGGGAUCGGUACGUGGUGCAGAUCACGCCGGCGUUCAAGUGCACGGGCAUCUGGCCGCGCAGCGCGGCCCACUGGCCGCUCCCCCACAUCCCCUGGCCGGGGCCCAACCGGGUGGCCGAGGUCAAAGCGGAAGGCUUCAACCUUCUGUCCAAGGAGUGCCACUCCCUGGCCGGCAAGCAGAGCUCGGCCGAGAGCGACGCCUGGGUGCUGCAGUUCGCCGAGGCCGAGAACCGCCUGCAGAUGGGCGGCUGCCGCAAGAAAUGCCUCUCCAUCCUCAAGACCCUGCGGGACCGCCACCUGGAGCUGCCGGGCCAGCCCCUCAACAACUACCACAUGAAGACUCUGGUCUCCUACGAGUGCGAGAAGCACCCCCGGGAGUCGGACUGGGACGAGUCCUGCCUGGGCGACCGGCUCAACGGCAUCUUGCUGCAGCUCAUCUCCUGCCUGCAGUGCCGGCGCUGCCCGCACUACUUCCUCCCCAACCUCGACCUCUUCCAGGGCAAGCCGCACUCGGCGCUGGAGAACGCCGCCAAGCAGACGUGGCGGCUGGCCAGGGAGAUCCUCACCAACCCCAAGAGUCUGGAGAAACUUUAG
Pteronotus mesoamericanus is the source of this 1574-nucleotide messenger RNA. RefSeq names its product mab-21 like 1 (gene MAB21L1). The coding region runs from base 495 to 1574 and encodes 359 amino acids. NCBI's taxonomy places the organism in Eukaryota, Metazoa, Chordata, Mammalia, Chiroptera, Mormoopidae. The record is from RefSeq and is a predicted model, not a curated record. The transcript has a single exon.